Messenger RNA from Xenopus laevis (African clawed frog), 2332 nucleotides. RefSeq names its product IQ motif containing B1 L homeolog (gene iqcb1.L). The record is from RefSeq and is a predicted model, not a curated record. The coding region runs from base 233 to 2017 and encodes 594 amino acids. The transcript has 14 exons. Gene Ontology annotation, biological process: cilium assembly. NCBI's taxonomy places the organism in Eukaryota, Metazoa, Chordata, Amphibia, Anura, Pipidae. Gene Ontology annotation, molecular function: calmodulin binding. Gene Ontology annotation, cellular component: cilium.
UUGACCCAAUGUGCAUCGCGGUCCGGGCCUUGUUUAAAGAGGAGCCUGGCUGGAGUAGUUUAGGGUUGCUAGGCAACCUGUCAGCGUCAGAGAGAAAUACGGAUCGAACCGAAUGUGUGAGAAGGGGCACCGGUAGGUACUGCUUGGGGAUAGUUUGUGUGUUCCUCCAUCUGCUGACUGACUGGUGCGCUGGGUUGUUAUAGGGUCCUCCAUGGUGUGUAGGUGCUGAACAAUGGCGGACACUGUUGACCCCAGGAUCCUGCAGCUAGCCUCUGAAUAUACAGAGAGCAGCAACGAGAAGACCCCUGAAUUAUUGCUGCAGUUGAAAGAUAUUGUAAAAUCAGCCCCUGCCGGGAGUGAAGAACUGAAGAAAGUGAAGGAAGAUCUGUAUCAUUAUGGCUUGAUUCAGUGCUGUGUCCUCUAUCUCAUCCAAGAUUAUCGGCUGGUUAAUGGAGGGUGGAUGACAGCAGCUAGUCUUGCCGACAUACUCAGUAUGUGCUGUGUGGGUCUGGAUCCCCAGGAGGAAGCGGAGGAGUUCUAUAGCAAGCUCUUGCCCUCCGCACUUGGGAACAUGUUGCUCUUGGCAAGGCGAAUCCAGGCUCGUUAUGUUCGAGCAAUGAAGGAAGAAGAUAGAGGAGAAUUAUUUAGCAGUUUCCGAAGGGUGAGCGAUUCACUAAGCUGGCUGUUCAGUGGCCACAUACAACUUGCCAAAGAUGUACUGCGGAUGAAGCAUUUCCUUCAGUUGCUGAUGACAGAUGAUGAAGAAACAGAGACUGUAGCGAUGUCUGUGCUGCAGAAGGUUCUGAGAGUUGACAGCUCUGCCCCACGCCAGUUAGAUGAGGAUUCUCUGCUCGCCAUCUUGGAUGAACUUGUGUACAAACUCUCAGCAUCCUCCAAUCCUGUCAUUGGAAGAGCAGCGACAUGUUCUCUGCUUCUGAUGCUGGAAUCCAAUCCAGACAUUGGGCAGCUGGUGGGAACCAGGUAUAAGGGUCUCAGAGCACUCCUAAGCAAACAAUGGACUGGGAAAGGCUUUGGGCAGGAGCUUGGGCAGCUUCUGGAAGUCCUGUACUCUAGUUCUUACCAACAGGAGGACAUGCAGAGGCUCCACAAAGCAGCAUGCACCAUUCAGGCCGUAUGGAGAGCAUUUCUAGUGAGGCAGAGAAUAAAGAGGCUCCCGAAGGCUGUGACUACCCUACAGAGAAGCUUUAGGGCUAGACGAGAGCAAGAGGUGAAUCAGCUGAAGAGACAGAGAGAGGAGGAAGCUCUACGGCACCAGCUGCAGCUUAACAGGGUCCGAGCAAUGAGAAGGUUCCGUGAGAAGCAACUCGCUCUCCUGGAGAUCGUGCAUGCAGGACAGAUGGACAAGCACUUGCGGGAGAUGCAAGAAAGGGCGGCACUGACCAUCCAGAAGAGCUGGCGGGGGUACAAAGAACGGAGGCAGUUCCACAAGCAGAAAAUCCAUCUUGCACAGUACAAGGCAGCCAUCUGCAUCCAGAGAGCAGCGCUCAAGUUCCUGAGCAAACGCCGGAAAAUUCGUGAGACUUUAACUCUGUGGAAGAAAACGGAUCUAUCAGACGAACGUCGCCAAGAGCUUCAGCAGAGACUGGAUAGUCACCUCCAUCUGCACCCUACACCACAGAUGUCGGCAGAACAGAGCAACGAAUUACAUGUUCGGGCCCAGGAGAAGCUGGGUCAAUACCUUCUGAAAAGAAGCUUUCACAGAGGUUCUGAGCAACGCAGAGAGGCACUGCUGGCUCAGAUUAACACAGAUAUUAAUAUGCUGAUGGAUGCCCCGGGAUUGGCACAUGUGACAGAAAAGGACCUGGAUAAGUUUAACAGUCGAUCUCUUCCUGUGGUCCUAAAAGCCAAACAGAGCCACAACACAAUGCUGAAACGUAGCCGUUGGCCCUGGUGGAGGAAAUUGGGGGAUGAAUUUAUUGAAGAAGAUGAAGUUCUUCUCUCUGACAUUCCUACCCUGGAGCACGGGGCCCUGUUCAUCGCUGGUACCAAGGAGUGAGCCAGACUUCAGAGACAAAAAGGAAGGGGAUCUCAGGGCUGUCUCAUGGCACAUUAUUUUUACAGUACACAUUCCAUAUAGACCUGAUACUAAUAACACUCUCUUUAAAAUUCUCUGCACUUGGCGGAGGAAGAGGAAGGUUAGAUUCAUGCACCAAGGCAAAGGGGUAAUGAAUUGGAUUCAGCUUCUCUUCACUUGAUCCUGAAUAGGGAGGUUUAAAGGGAAGUGUGCCUUAAAUUGCAUUUUAAUGUGAUUGUUGAUCCUGCAACUCGUGCAUGGGAAUUUGGAACAAUGUAUUAAAGUAACACAAAACAA